AUGGAUAACUCCGGUAAAGAGAAAGAGGCCAUGCAGCUGAUGGCUGAGGCUGACAAGAAGGUGAAGGCGUCCGGCUCCUUUCUCGGAGGGAUGUUCGGGGGGAACCACAAGGUGGAGGAUGCAUGUGAGAUGUACGCCCGAGCUGCCAACAUGUUCAAGAUGGCCAAGAACUGGAGUGCGGCAGGAAAUGCCUUCUGUCAAGCUGCUCGACUACACAUGCAGCUGCAGAACAAACUGGACUCUGCCACCAGCUUUGUGGAUGCAGGGAAUGCCUACAAGAAGGCUGACCCUCAGGAGGCUAUCAACUGUCUGAACCAGGCCAUUGACAUCUACACGGACAUGGGAAGGUUCACCAUCGCAGCCAAACAUCACAUCACCAUUGCAGAGAUUUAUGAGUCAGAGUUGGUAGAUAUUGAAAAGGCCAUUGCCCACUAUGAACAGGCAGCAGACUAUUACAAGGGCGAGGAAUCUAACAGUUCUGCCAACAAGUGUCUGCUGAAGGUGGGCCACUACAGUGCCCAGCUGGAACAGUACCAGAAGGCCAUUGAAAUCUAUGAACAGGUGGCCAUGAGCACUAUGGACAACCCAUUGCUUAAGUAUAAUGCGAAAGAGUACUUCUUCAAGGCAUCUCUGUGUCAUUUCAUUGUGGAUGAGCUUAAUGCUAAGCUGGCAAUUGAGAAGUAUGAGGAAAUGUUCCCAGCAUUCACAGACUCCAGAGAGCUCAAACUCUUAAAGAAAUUGCUGGAGGCUCACGAGGAGCAGAACAGCGAGGCUUUCACAGAAGCAGUUAAAGAGUUUGACUCAGUUUCUCGUCUGGACCAGUGGCUCACCACAAUGCUGCUGCGAAUCAAAAAGACCAUCCAGGGUGACGCUGGUGACCUCAAAUAAACAAGCAUCAUGUACCCAAGUUUAUGUGGGAAGGGGGCAUCUACAGCUGUACAUAUCAGUGCAUGUCAACCCAGUGAGUCACAUCACAUCAUCCGCCCCAGUCCUCCAACUCAACAGUAUUGCUCUAAAGACUGGACAGCUUGGACUGUCAGUGCGUUUGUGUCAGAUAAAUACUUGAUGGUAAAAUGUAUAUGAUCUAUUUCUGGACAUAUUUGUGUUAUUGAAAAUACUUUAUGAAAUUGUUAUUUAGUGUAAGAAAUAUAUUAUAUAGUAUUCUUUUUUGUUUAUUCUGGUGCUGAAUAUUAGAAGUUGUGAGCCCUCUUUUUCAUGUCUUCCUUACAAAGAAACCCCUCU
Molecule: messenger RNA, 1242 nt
Organism: Boleophthalmus pectinirostris (great blue-spotted mudskipper)
Lineage: Eukaryota; Metazoa; Chordata; Actinopteri; Gobiiformes; Gobiidae
Gene: napba
Product: N-ethylmaleimide-sensitive factor attachment protein, beta a
Exons: 10
Coding region: 1-888 (295 amino acids)
Biological process (GO): SNARE complex disassembly; intracellular protein transport; regulation of synaptic vesicle priming
Cellular component (GO): terminal bouton; vacuolar membrane; synaptobrevin 2-SNAP-25-syntaxin-1a complex
Molecular function (GO): soluble NSF attachment protein activity; syntaxin binding
Source: RefSeq, a predicted model, not a curated record